Oncorhynchus masou masou (cherry salmon) is the source of this 3108-nucleotide messenger RNA. Its product is annotated as ubiquitin carboxyl-terminal hydrolase CYLD-like. Gene Ontology annotation, molecular function: cysteine-type deubiquitinase activity; K63-linked deubiquitinase activity. The transcript has 14 exons. The record is from RefSeq and is a predicted model, not a curated record. NCBI's taxonomy places the organism in Eukaryota, Metazoa, Chordata, Actinopteri, Salmoniformes, Salmonidae. The coding region runs from base 163 to 2298 and encodes 711 amino acids. Gene Ontology annotation, cellular component: cytosol. Gene Ontology annotation, biological process: protein K63-linked deubiquitination.
UACUUCCUUAUUCUGAGCUACAGUCGCCGAGGAUUCAGUUGUACCUUCCAGUCAUCUGAAGAAUGUGUAGUACUUUGGAGUAACUGCUCUUCAGAUACUUGUAUAAACGGUCGGGUGCCUGCUAGUCACACAACAAGGACCAUUGUUCACUUUAGAAGAGGAAUGGAAUUUAAAGGAGAUGGGAAGGAAAAGUUCUUCAUAGUGACACGGGGGAAGGUGAGAAAAGGCUUCUCCAGAGGAUGCAUCGGCCGUGUGGAAGCAGUGAUGCAUAAGGGAGAGCUGAUGGGACUGUUGUACGGAGGUGGCAGCAGUGGGAAUCCCAAGAGUGGGGACAUGGUGAAGAGGGAGGACACGUACCCCCUCACCCGACACCAGGCCCAGCUGCUGCUCUUCGUGUCCCCCUCCAGCAAACGCCUGGAGCUCCUGUGUAACCCCCAGCUCUUUUCAGCCAUCUGUGUACUGUCUCAGGAUGACUUAGUAGUGGUUAAGCACAAGAAAGGUCACCAGCCAGGCCUGGUUCGGAACCUGAUGCUGAUCGGUAAGAAGGAGAACCAAGGGGACCUGCUGAUGCUGGGCUUUGAGGUUGAGUUUGUGCAGGACUCUGAUCAAACAGUGUCCCCUAAGAAGCCAUCUCAUCUCCCCCUGUUCAGUGCAGCAGACAUUGUCCAGGUUGUCCCAGCAUACUCUGUAGGCAUUGGCCCUCGCUGGAAAGACAGUUAUUCAGAGGGUCUAAACAGAAAGGCGGUGCCACCUAUCAACUCCAUGUCUAAUAUGGGAUCUCGUGGACGACAAGUGAGAGAUAUAAACCAUUUAGACCAGAAUGUCACCCAAACCCCAACCCAAAGCCCGUCACACCACCCUUUUGAGGUGGGAUCCAUGGUGGAGGUAACAUCCAACACUGGGAUAACUGUAUACGGGGUGAUCCGUUGGAUGGGCGUCCUUUCAGAAAAUAAAAAUGACUGGGCCGGAAUUGAGCUGGAUUAUGAGGUGAAUAAUUGCUCAGAUGGGACGUAUGGAGGCCAGCAGUAUUUCACUUGUAAAGGGGGCAGGGCCUUGUUUGUGCCCCUCACAAAGUGCAGUCCAGACGGAAGGUUCUUAUGUCCCCCCUCUGAAAAGGAGACACUCAAAGCAACAGAUAUCCCCCCAGUCAUUCCAUUGGAGGAAACAGAUGAGAAUGUCCCUCCUAUCCCUGAGUCGGAAGCCCUGUCUUUGCUCGUGGGCAAGAUGAAGGGGAUCCAGGGGCACUAUAACUCCUGCUACCUCGACGCCACUCUCUUCAGUCUGUUCUGCUCAUCUAUGACCCUGGACAGUGUUUGCCACAAACCAGAUGGCACAGAAAAGAGCAUAUCUCGCUCUCUGAAGAAAGACAUUGUCAACUGUUUGCGCAGACAAGGUUUUGUGCCUGCUGAGAGCGUAAUGAACUUCCGCAAGCAGCUCGGGUGUGACACCUUUGUAACAGAAGAGAAAGACCCUGAAGAGUUCAUCACAAUCCUUCUACAGCGGGUGCUUUGCAUGAAGUCAUUGCUUAAACUCAGGUCGAAUGACGACACAUCUCAGGAUGCCUACACAUUCCAGAUUAUUCUGGAUAAGGAGCAGGUGACAAAGACUCCCACUGUCCAGCAACUCCUGGAUGUCUCCUUGCUGUCUUGUGGCCUCAAGUUUGAGGAGAUCCCAUCCUGCCUCAUGGUCCACAUGCCAAGGUUUGGGAAGAAGUACAAGAUGUUCCCCUACAUUAUCCCCUCAACAGAAUUUGACAUCACAGAUCUUCUAUACAACUCCCCCCGAGAAUGCUUCCUCUGUGGGCGUUUGGCAGAGUACGAGUGCCCCCAGUGCCUACAAGACCGCAAGCUCCAGCCAGGAAGAAUCAAACAGUAUUGCACUACCUGCAAGACACAGGUGCACAUUCAUCCCUCUCGGCAGAGCCACUGCCCUAAAGCCCUGGCAGUGCCAGCGGAGGUGCCAGCAGAUGCCCCUGUACCCAGGCACAAAAUGCAGUUGUUCGCUGUGCUCUGUAUCCACACCAGCCACUAUGUGUCCUUUGUAAAGUAUGGCCCUGGCCCUCGCUCCUGGCUCUUCUUCGACAGCAUGGCAGACAGAUGUGUCCCCUCAGGUGAUGACCAGAGUGGCUACAACAUUCCAGAGAUCAGGGCUUGUCCUGAGGUGGGUGACUUCCUGUCUCAGUCAGAGGAGGAGCUAGCGCGGGCUGACCCCUCCCAGGCUGGAGAGCCUGUCCGCAGGCUGCUGAGUGACUCCUACAUGUGUUUGUAUCAGAGUGCCUCCAUGGCACUCUACAGAUAAAGUCAGCACAAGGCUGAAGUGUACUGGGGAGAACACAGCAUUCUCACAACAAUGCUACAAUAACCCUGGUUUCAGAGUCGCCAUGGCGUCAAUUCAUUUUCACAGAAAUAAAACUGAUGAUUAGCUGAAGACCUUGAACUUUAUAGGCUUUUAUGAGAACAGAAAUAUUCACCAAGGUCUUCUCAAAUCUUUUUCUUUGUCAAUGUAGAGGUACUUCACCUUUGUUUCAAUAAAGAUUGAUUGAUGAGGUUGGGGUUAGGAAGGGCAAGUGAACUAUAUUAUUUUUCCCCCCUCAUUGCCUACACCAACCAUUUCCCACUCACUGCUUGUAUUUUGGCAAUGUUUUAUUGCUGCCAAUGUUAUGUAAACAUACAGUAUGGUAUACUCUAGAUCAGUGGUUCCUAAACUUUUUAUAUUCCGUACCCCUUCAAACAUUCAACCUCUAGCUGCGUAACCCCUCUAGCACCAGGGUCAGCACACUCUCAAAUGUUUGUUUUUUGCCAUCAUUGUAAGCCUGCCACACACACUAUACAAUAUAUUAUUUAAACAUAAGAAUGAAUGUGAGUUUGUGUCACAACCCGGCUCGUGGGAAGUGACAAAGAGCUCUUACAGGACCAUGGCACAAAUAAUAAUAAAUCAUUUUGCACUUUAUUUAUCCAGCUUACAUAUAAAACUUGAUUUGUUCGUCGAAAAUUGUGAAUAACUUACCACAGGUUAAUGAGAAGGGUGUGCUUGAAAGGAUGCACAUAACAAUGCAAUGGUGGGUUGUAUUGGAGAGAGUCUCAAGUCUUAAAUAACUUUCCACACACA